AUGAAUAAAUUUUUAUUAACUUUUAUUACAUUUAUUUUUUUAUCUCUAGUAAAUUCCCAACAAUCACCCAACUCAUGCACAUAUAAUGGUAUAGAUUAUUCAAAUUUAUUUUUAUCAAAUUCAUCGUACACUUCAAAUUCAACAGAUGGCAAAUAUACCUAUUAUUGGAACAUCUGCGGAGAAAGUAAAAAAUGUCUUAAUACUGGAUUUAGUGUAUGUUCAUAUGAUAACUCUGUCAUUAUUUUAAAUGGAAUCCACCCAUUAUACCUUUCCGGUUCAGUGGAUCAAGGUUCAUUUCGAACAGUAAAUGGUAACACAGUUUUGAUAUAUUCAACAAACGCUUUUCCUUGUAGUAACUAUAUAUAUCGUCAAACUGAAAUUACUUUAAUUUGUAGCAAUAGCAGUUUUUUAUACAUUAGUGAUGUAUAUGAAACAAAGUGUAGAUACACUGUUACAAUGACAGGUUUAGCAGCAUGUGGUAUAAAUGCCCCAAAUGUUACUAAUUCACCAACACCAUCUCCUCAAAUCGUAUGCAAAUUAAACGACUAUGGCCUAUUUGUAAAUAGUACAAGUCCAAUUUCAUGUACUGGUAUUGGCCAAACCAAAUGUCAUACCGUAACAGACUCACUCUCCGUAAGCUCAUCAGACUAUUUUACCUUUGAAACAAGUAGUGGCUCAAUUCAAUGCCUUGGUGAUAAUAUUGAAUGCACAACAGCCAAUGUUAAGUGUUCAAUUGAUCCAUCAAGCUACUACGGUUUAAAAGUCAAUGGCAAAGAAACCAAGCUAAACCAUUAUUACUCUAGCUCAAACUAA
Dictyostelium purpureum is the source of this 813-nucleotide messenger RNA. RefSeq lists its product as uncharacterized. The transcript is spliced from 2 exons. Bases 1 to 813 code for a protein of 270 amino acids. NCBI's taxonomy places the organism in Eukaryota, Evosea, Eumycetozoa, Dictyosteliales, Dictyosteliaceae. The record is from RefSeq and is a predicted model, not a curated record.